Messenger RNA from Triplophysa rosa, 1392 nucleotides. It is a transcript of the gene rdh14a, whose product is annotated as retinol dehydrogenase 14a. The record is from RefSeq and is a predicted model, not a curated record. The coding region runs from base 36 to 896 and encodes 286 amino acids. The transcript is spliced from 2 exons. Lineage: Eukaryota; Metazoa; Chordata; Actinopteri; Cypriniformes; Nemacheilidae.
UUCCCUUUCACAUACAGUUUGACAAAAGCGUCGACAUGUUGCUUGGCAAAACUAUUAUCGUCACGGGGGCAAACUGUGGCAUUGGCAAAGCCACGGCCACGGAACUGCUGCGGCGUCAGGGCCGGGUGAUCAUGGCAUGUAGAGACCGAGAUCGGGCAGAGAAAGCAGCGCAGGAGAUCCAGCAGGAGGCCGGGCCCGACUGCGGGGAGCUCGUGAUCAAACUCUUGGACCUGGCAUCGCUUAAAUCUGUUCGUAGCUUUUGCGAAGAGAUUCUCAAGGAAGAGCACAGACUUGAUGUGCUGAUCAACAAUGCUGGAAUCUACCAGUGCCCUUACACCAAAACAGAAGAUGGUUAUGAGAUGCAGUUUGCUGUCAAUCAUCUGGGCCACUUCUUGCUCACUAACCUCCUGUUGGACCUCCUCAAACGCUCUGCCCCAAGCCGCAUCAUAGUGGUGUCCUCAAAGCUCUACAAAUAUAGCGAUAUUAACUUUGAUGACCUGAACAGUGAGCAGAGCUACGACAAAGCCUUCGCUUAUUCGCGGAGUAAGCUAGCCAAUCUCCUCUUUACGCUAGAGCUCUCCCACAAACUAGAAGAGACAGGAGUGACUGUAAAUGCUCUGACCCCUGGGAUUGUGAGAACUAAUCUCGGCAGGCAUGUCUACAUCCCUCUGCUGGUGAAGCCUCUGUUUAAUCUGCUUUCCUGGGCUUUCUUCAAGUCCCCAGAGCAGGGAGCGGAGACUUCUAUCUACCUGGCCUGCUCACCAGAUGUGGAGGGUGUUCAAGGGAAGUGCUUUGCUAACUGCCAGGAGGAGCAACUGUUGGAGAAGGCCACAGAUGAGGAGGUGGCCAAGAAACUCUGGGACAUUAGUGAAGUGAUGGUGGGUCUCACAGGCUGAAAGAAUUUAAGCAUUAGUCUAACGGCAGUCACUUACUAAUGCACGCUGCUCCUCUCCAUCUUAAAGAACUACAACUAUUUCGCAGUGUUGAUAGUGCUUUCAAAAUACAAAGUAAUAAAAUCACCUUUUUUUACAUUUGCCAUCAAGUGUUUUGGGAAGAAUGGUCCAUUCAACACAAGCAAAAUGUACUUAACCUAACAACCACAAGAGAGAGCUUGUUUUGCCAUAAUUAUACACUUUAAAUAAUAAUCCUACAGUGUUAUUUGCAUUUGUUCCUUAAGAUGCCUUAAAGCACUGUAGCAAACUUACAGUAUACAUUUCAAAUAUAUAAGAGUUUUGCUUUGCUUUUUAUCUUGAGAGUAAUAACUAAAUUUAGAGUUACUUUACACUCAAAAAGGUUAUAACCCAAAUUUGUUGUUGUGUGCACAAUUAACACCAUUCUUUUUUCCCAUGACAAAAUAUAAAAUAAAAUACUUAACCUUUGUGUCUUUUUCGA